Messenger RNA from Durotheca rogersii, 1600 nucleotides. RefSeq lists its product as uncharacterized. The coding region runs from base 512 to 1048 and encodes 178 amino acids. The record is from RefSeq and is a predicted model, not a curated record. Lineage: Eukaryota; Fungi; Ascomycota; Sordariomycetes; Xylariales; Xylariaceae. The transcript has a single exon.
GGUGGGCCAAGGGGGUGGGGUGAUGAGGAGCGAAGAGCACACGGGGGAACUUACACAGCCCGGCUUGGUCCUUGGUUCCCCCCAAGGUCGACUCGCCGCGAGACCCGGGAUUCGCAAUACGGGGGGGGCCGCGCAAAGGCAAGAUUCGCAUCAGAUGUGCCUGAGGCCUAACAGCAGGUUGCGGGACAAAGUCUUGGUCUCUCUCCGUCCGCUCGUUCGUCCGUCGGUGGACCCCGGCCAUCCUCGACCCCUCGCGCCCCGCUUCCUCGUCCUCGCCCUCCUCCUCCUCGCCCUUCGUGCUUAGCCCGCGAGCCAUAUCACAGGAUCCUCUUCGGUAGGGUACCCAGCAGUACCGGCCCAUCCGUAGCCAGACUCUCUGGACCGGCAGGCGCCAGGAAAGCCUGCGUGCAUACACACAUAACACACACACACACACACACACACACACAUAUACACCCCUGGAACGUGGGACGACAGUAGACCCAGCGCCAGCAGGGCGUCGUAUAUUGCUAUGGGGCCCUCCCGGGGCAAUGCUCUAGCCGACUUACAUAGCAGAAGCCGGAAAACAUGGCAAGGAGCCGAGAGCGAGAAGAGAGGUGUGCGCGUGCGCGACGCCCGCCACGCCCUGCUCGCGGCGCGGCCCUCGACUCAUCUUCGUCGUGAAUGGUGGCAGCCUAGCUUGCCCACCGCCCGCCUGCUCUGGGCUCGACUUGGCGUAUCUCGUGGCAUGGGGAGGAAGAAGACGAUACGGCGGCUUUCGGUCCUUUUCCGCUUUAUUAUCUCCUCGCCGUCAUCGCCAUUAUUGCUGUCGUCACUACCCGUCUCCCCUUUUGCUUUUUUAUUUUAUUUUACUAUACUUUUCCUUUUUUUGUUGGAGCUUCUGCCCUUCUUCUCUCUUUGGUUCCCUUUCCUGCUUCGGUGGCCGCGGGGCGAAAAGAAAAUGGAGGGACAGAAGGGAUUCUCCUUGCGAACGCCUCGUGCGCCAAGGGAUCCGUCCAUCCUGCCCUAUUGCACUACCUACCUACCUACCUACCUACCUACAACCUGACCCGACCUGGCCGUACGUACUUCGCUUCCCGAACUGUAUGUACCUGGUGCCGACGAAUGUCGAGUUGCUCGCAGACGAUCGGUCGAUCGGGUGCGCGCGUUAGUCCGCCGCGCCUUAGGCAAACCCGCCCAGCUUGUCCGGUUUCCCCCCUUUCCCUUCUUCCCCACCCGUCGCCACGUCGAGUGGUGCCGGGCUCUGGCGAGGAUUGGGGAUGGUGUGAAACUCGCAACCCUAUGUAGAAUUCGUCUGCCCUGGCCCUUUUGGUUGCCUCCUAGAAGUCCGUCGUGCUGCUUGUCCCUCGCAUGUAGUGUCACAUUGUUAUCUAAGCGACGUUACGCCGUCGCCGGUUUCCCGUCUCACACUGCCAGUCUACCCUACUUACACCGCAAAUGGCAGCGAUGGCCUCGCCAGCCUCUAGAGUAUGCUGUCAUGUAAUAUUGUAAUAUGCGGGGAAGGGGGAAAGGGGGUCACUCACACGCGGGCGCCAACUUGUUAGUAGAUAGCGACUUACUUAGAGAGGAGUAUCUUCUCGCUCAGAGUUACGAUUCCGCC